Molecule: messenger RNA, 11364 nt
Organism: Asterias rubens (European starfish)
Lineage: Eukaryota; Metazoa; Echinodermata; Asteroidea; Forcipulatida; Asteriidae
Product: laminin subunit beta-1-like
Exons: 29
Coding region: 668-5995 (1775 amino acids)
Biological process (GO): substrate adhesion-dependent cell spreading; basement membrane assembly; cell migration
Cellular component (GO): laminin trimer
Source: RefSeq, a predicted model, not a curated record
UGCAGAAGGUACGACGCUCUGAAGCACCCACCACCAAAGGCUGUAAUCCAAGUUAAAAAGGAUCAAUGGCCUGUCUUUUAUGACACGGGCGUGUGGUAAGAGCUUGAGAACUGUAUGUGGUGGAAAGAAUUCGCCCGAGAAUUAUUUUCUGCGUCCACAUUAAUCCGCCGUUUUCAGGGGAAUUGAUACUGCCAAGUUUGCUGGCAGGAGCUCAGUCGUUUGCAGCUGUAGUGGCCCUUGUGGUUAGGCAGUUGAGUUAGACGUCCAAGCAGGUUGAAACACUCAGGAAAAGGGCACUGGACGUGUGAACCCUGGCUAUAGGUAUCAUAGGUCAUACAGACCAUUGGAACAGGCCAUCUACCCUGAGCAGGCUUUUCCCUUAACUACAAGGGAGUCUACUCGAAUAGUUGGAACAUAAAAGAUUUAUCUCAACAAAGGCAGACAAUUUGAAUACCAAAUACUACUUGGUGAGGGAAACUAUAGUAGUGAGCUCUUUGUCAGAAGUGUCUUCGCAUGAUUGGGUAAGGUCUCUUCUGCCAGUGGAGCAAGACACAAAAAUUGACAACGGACGGAAGUUGUCCAUCCGGUGAAAAGGGAGUGCAACCACCGGUGCGUCUCGGCCAUUGAUGUUGUUUUCGCUCAGGAAUUUUUAACUGAACAUUUCACAAUGCAUGACUGGUACAGAUUAUGUGUGCUGCUGCUGACACUUGUGUCAGCUGUGGUAGGGCAGACAAACCAAGCCCUUUCCUGCGAGGAAGGUAGCUGCUACACAGGAAACCUCCUGGUUGGUCGCGAAAACAGACUUUCUGCAACGUCUACCUGCGGUAUGGAGAGCGUGGAGCGCUAUUGCAUCGUCAGUCACCUUCAGGAUGUUAAAAAAUGUUUUGACUGUGACUCACGGACACCGUACCAGAAGGGCUUGAACACGUACAGCCACCGAAUCGAGAACAUUGUCACCACCUUCCAAGGAGCUGAUCGUAAGAAGAUGUGGUGGCAGUCGGCCAACGGACAGCAGACAGUCUCCGUACGCUUCGACCUGGAAGCUAUUUUUCACUUCACACAUCUUAUUAUGACCUUUAAGACCUUCAGACCCCGGGCUCUCGUGAUUGAACGCUCGGCUGAUUUCGGAAGGACUUGGAGUGUCUAUCGGUACUUUGCGUACGACUGUGAGGAGUCCUUCCCUGGUAUCUCGCAGGGCCCUCUGUACAAUAUCAAUGAUGUCAUCUGUGAGAGUCGGUACUCCGCUGUAGAACCUUCAACUGAGGGAGAGGUCAUCUUCCGCGUUCUCCCACCAAACAUCCGCAUUGACAAUCCAUACAGCAACGACGUGCAAGACAUGAUCAAGAUCACCAAUCUGCGCAUCAACUUCACAGAGCUUCACACUCUAGGGGACAUCGAGCUGGAUAAUCGGCAAGAGAUACGAGAGAAAUAUUACUACGCCAUGUAUGAUAUGGUGGUGAGAGGAAGUUGCCAUUGUUAUGGACACGCUACUAGCUGUGUACCGGCUGAGGGAGUUACCUUCAAGGAAGGCAUGGUCCAAGGAAAGUGCCUGUGUGGUCACAACACUGAAGGCAACAACUGCGAGAGAUGUCAGGAAUUUUACAACGACCAACCCUGGAGACCUGCUACACACAACCAACCCAACGAAUGUAAAAGAUGUAACUGCAACAGUCACACCAAUCGUUGCCAUUUUGACCAGGCAGUCUUUGAGAUCACUAAUGGUGCUAGCGGAGGGGUAUGUGAUGACUGCCAGCAUAACACCAUGGGUAGAAACUGCGAGCAGUGCAAGCCAUUCUUCUACAUGAAUCCAGACAGAGAUAUCCGAGAUCCCAACAUAUGCGUCCCAUGCGACUGUGACCCAUACGGCUCUGAAAAUGGCGGAGAAUGUGAAAGCCACACCGACCCAUCUAAUAAUCUGAUUGCUGGCCGCUGCAUGUGCAAACGAUUUACCACAGGAGUAAGAUGUGACAUUUGUCAAGAUGGCUACUGGAAUCUAAGAUCUGAAAACCCUGAUGGUUGUCAAGCCUGUACAUGCAACACUCUAGGUACUGAGGGUAACCGAGGCUGUAACAAACAAACUGGUAACUGUGUAUGUAAACGUUACGUCACCGGCAGAAACUGUGACCAGUGUUACGAAGGCUACUAUGGGCUGAGUGAGGAACCAUACGGCUGCAAUUACUGUAAUUGCGAUCCUGGUGGCUCAUAUAACAGCAGCUGUAACCGAGAUUCUGGCCAAUGCUACUGCCGUCCACACAUUAGCGGCAGACAGUGCAACCAAGUAGAGUCUGGAUAUUUCUAUUCCUUCAUGGAUUACUUCUUGUACGAGGCUGAGUUGUCGCGAGUCCUGACACCAUCGUUGGUGAUGGUUGAGACCAGAGUGCGUGAUGACAGCUCUUACAUCAGCUGGACUGGUUCUGGAUUUCUACGCAUCACAGAGGGAGGUCAGAUUCAGAUCAUUGUUGACAACAUCCCAGUAUCUGGAGAUUAUGAAAUAGUUCUACGCUAUGAACCAUUGGUUGCUGGAGCAUGGGAGGAUGUCCGAGUAAGUCUGACCCGUCAAGGCAAUAUCCCAACUCAGAGUGUUUGUGGCAAUACCAUCCCACAAGACGACCUCUUAGCGACCAGUCUACCCUCUGGAAACAGGCACCGUUUGCUUGCAUCAACAUUCUGUCUUGAGAGAGGUAAAGUGUACACCAUCGACGUUGACUUCAAUAGCUUUGGAGGAGGAGGUGGAGGAGGAGGCCAGAAUGUUAACACAGACAUCCUACUGGACUCUUUUGUGCUGAUUCCACGGAUCACCAACUUCAACAUGUUCAGUGGAUCUGACAGUAUUAAACAGAACCGUCGUGACCAGUGGGAGUAUUAUCGCUGUGGAGAGGCCCACGUCUCCGCUAUCCAUGCUCCACUCUCUGAUAUCUGUAGAGAGCUCAUGUUUAGUAUGUCUGCUAUGAUGUUUGAUGGUGCAGUGGAUUGUGAAUGUGAUCCCAUUGGUUCCAUCAGUUCAAUCUGUGAUGAAUUUGGUGGGCAGUGUGAAUGCAGACCAAAUGUUAUCGGUCGUCGUUGUGACCAGUGUGCUCCAGGAACAUAUGGCUUCGGACCCAGUGGAUGCUCUGUGUGUGAAUGUGAUUCACGCGGCUCUCUUGAUGGUUUCUGUGACCCAAUCAACGGACAGUGUUCCUGUAUACCUAAUACCUACGGCCGGGCCUGUGAUCUGUGCGCACCAGGCUUCUGGAACUUCCCCAACUGCAUUCGCUGCGAUUGCAACUACCACGCCCCAACAUGUGACAGCAGGACUGGAGAGUGUAUCGAAUGCCAAGACGCUACAAUGGGACCUAACUGUGAGAGGUGCCAGGAUGGAUUCUACGGUGAGCCAACUAUUGAAGCUAAUCUUCCCUGUCAGCCAUGCAUGUGUCCAGGAGGUGAAGGAAGUGGUCAUCAGUUUGCUGAUACAUGCUACAUUGAUCAGAGCAUUCAAACUGUAGUGUGUAUCUGUGAAGAAGGAUAUACUGGUAUUCGUUGUGAUCAAUGCGACAAUAACUACUUUGGUUAUCCCUCGGUACCCGGCGGUAGAUGUAGCCUGUGUAAUUGCAACGGUAACACUAACCCCUUGACACCUGGUAACUGUGACGCUACCACCGGGGAGUGUAGACUAUGUCUCUAUGACACUGGUGGCUUUAGCUGUGAUGAGUGUGCGCCUAACUUCUAUGGAGACGCUCUCCUCAGGAAUUGCAGAUCUUGCCAGUGUAACAUCCUUGGAACUGACCUAAGCGUCUGUGACUUGAACAACAACUGUGGGAUCUGCAAUCGGGAGAGCGGGGAGUGCCCGUGCCACCCCAAUGUUCUUGGCCGUACCUGUGACCAGUGUGCUCCUGAUCAUUGGAAGCUUGCCAGUGGGGCUGGAUGUGAGGCUUGCGACUGCUGUGUCUAUGGAUCUCUGCGCUCACAAUGCAAUGAGUUCACUGGGCAGUGUGAAUGUAGAGCUGGAUUUGGCGGCCGUACCUGCUGUGAAUGUGAAAGCCUCUUCUUUGGAGAUCCCCUGGAGGGAUGUGAACGAUGUGAAUGUGACCCCCAGGGAUCUGAGUCCAUGCAGUGCAACAAUGACGGAACCUGUAACUGCCGCCCUGGUGUGACUGGAAGGAACUGUGAUUCCUGCGCUUACGGAACAACAGGGGAAGUGCCUAACUGUGAACCGUGCGGGGAAUGCUUUGAUGAUUGGGAUGCUAUCAUUGAAGACCUUAGAAGGCAAACGAAAGAACUUAUUGCACGUGCUAACAACAUCACAGUUAUCCUACCACCGAGCUUAUAUGAAGAGGAGUUUAAAAGGAUUAAUAUGAAACUUAGCGAAGUACAAGAUUUGCUGACUGGACCCAGCGUAACAAUGGACGAUCUCAACACCCUGCUGGACAAUAUCGCCCAAAUACGUGCUGAUUUGGAAGACUACGACAAGAAACUGGACACUGUGGACAAAGACCUUCAGGACACCCAGGUUGAGAACUUCCAAGCAACGGAGGAAUUGAAGCGCCUCCAACGUGAAGCCCAGGCGUUAGAAGAAGAAGCAGAGAGAUUGAAGGCAGCGGUAGUCAAUUAUACAGAUGGCAACAUUGAAGGUGCAAACAAAAGUAUUCAUGAGAGUCGUAUCAAGUCUCAGGCUGCACAGGAUAAGGUGGAUGGAGCCGUGGGAUUGGUGGAUCAGUCUGAAGGAAUCAGGGCAGAGGUAGAAAGCAUCAUCAGACAGCGUGAACGAGACCUCGCUCAGAAACAACAACAAUAUCAAGAUGAACUACAACAGGUUGAUAAUCAACUAACUGGGCUGGAGGCAAGAUUGGGAGAAUUAAACCAGCAGGUCUGUGGAGGUAGUGGUGAGACCUGUAAUGCAGGUUGUGGUGGUGCUGGGUGUGGAUACUGCGGAGGUCUCGGCUGUUCAGGAUCUAUCUCGGUAUCAGACGAAGCUUUGAACCGAGCAUCUCAGGCUAAUGAUAGAUUCAUGCAGAAGAAAGAACAGGCAGACGGCAUGCUCACUGACAUGGAAGGUGUGCAUGCACAGACCAUGGAUGCCUUAGACCUGGCUAAGAUGGCAUACGAUGCUGCACUUAUGGCUCGGGAUGAGGCUGAAGGAGCACAGACUAAUCUUACCGGUCUGCUCCAAGCUAUUACUGACUUCAUUGAGAAGAAGAAGGUUACUCCAGCUGAGAUCCAACAGGUCGCUCAGAUGGCGCUAGAAACUCGCAUCUCACUCACACCAGAAGAAAUCAGAGAUCUGGCCAAGCAGAUUGAGGACACUGUAGCCACUCUAGAGAACAUUGAUAAGAUCCUAGAAGACACCACCGAUGACUUGAAGAAUGUCCUAGCCCUCAAGGAUAGAGCUGACAAGGCAAGAGAGUUUGCUGAUGAGGUUCUAGCUUCAGCGGAAACUGUUGUAGCUGCAUUGGAUGAGGCAGAGGUAGCUCAGCAAACCGCUAUGGAGGCCAUUGAUGAAGCUACUGGCAAUAUUAAUGACGCUAAUGAUAACCUUGUUCAGAUUGAGUCUGAAGCGGAGGCAGCUAUUGACAAGACUGGUCAGAUUGAGGUUAAGCUGGAUCAGAUGGAGGCUCAACUUGUUAGGGUCCAGGGCAAGUUCACUGAUAAUGAGGAAAACAUCCGAGAAGCAAUGGACUUUGCUAAUAUGGCUGAUGCCGAUGCUGACAAGGCCUUGGAGGCUGUGGCUGAGCUAGAUGUCAAGUUUAACCAGACCUUUGACCAAGCCAUGAGUAAAGCGAUGGAAGCGAGUAACGCUCGAACCAAAGCAGAAGGUCUCAAGGAUGAAGCCGUUGCCUUCCAGCAGAAGGUUACUGAGCAACUCAACAAUCUUAAAAGGAUGCAAGGUGUUUUUAAUCAGAACGAGGCAACAAUGACAGACCUAUCAGAUGAGAUCAACUUGCUGAAUAUGAGAAUGAUGGAUCUUUUGGCUAAUAUUCAGACUAAAGCUGAGUAUUACCGAACCUGCCAGGGAAACUAAGUUAGCGCUUAGAAUGGGCGUGGCGUCCUCACAAUAACCUCAAGAUAGGGUUUUCGAUCAUUCUAACCACAACCUCAUUUGUUCUUUUAUUAUCAACCAUCAAACUUUGCACACUGCUAUUUGUCAGUGAGCAAUUUCUGGCUAAGUCAAACCCUUGUUUUACAGUGGAUGACUUGUGAAUACAAAACCUGUUCAGUGAAGCCAUUGUUUUAUUGUUCUGUCAUGUAGUCCCACGUGAUCUCAAAAAUUUAUCUGCCAUGGAAAACUGGUCUGUGUUGUUGGCCUUUUCCCUGAAGUUGCAUGUUUGUUCAUUGGUUCCAAGGCUUCAUCACUCAUGUUGAGCUGUUGUUCAUUACAGUCACUCUUGAGUCAUAGCAUAGCUUAUUGACCAUCCAUGUUGACUCUUGAGUCAUAGCAUAGCUUAUUGAUCAUUCAUGUUGACUCUUGAGUCAUAGUAUAGCUUAUUGAUCAUUCAUGUUGACUCUUGAGUCAUAGUAUAGCUUAUUGAUCAUUCAUGUUGACUCUUGAGUCAUAGUAUAGCUUAUUGAUCAUCCAUGUUGACUCUUGAGUCAUAGCAUAGCUUAUUGACCAUCCAUGUUGACUCUUGAGUCAUAGCAUAGCUUAUUGAUCAUCCAUGUUGACUCUUGAGUCAUAGUAUAGCUUAUUGACCAUCCAUGUUGACUCUUGAGUCAUAGUAUAGCUUAUUGACCAUCCAUGUUGACUCUUGAGUCAUAGUAUAGCUUAUUGAUCAUCCAUGUUGACUCUUGAGUCAUAGUAUAGCUUAUUGAUCAUCCAUGUUGACUCUUGAGUCAUAGUAUAGCUUAUUGAUCAUCCAUGUUGACUCUUGAGUCAUAGCAUCGCUUAUUGAUCAUUCAUGUUGACUCUUGAGUCAUAGUAUAGCUUAUUGAUCAUCCAUGUUGACUCUUGAGUCAUAGUAUAGCUUAUUGACCAUCCAUGUUGACUCUUGAGUCAUAGUAUAGCUUAUUGACCAUCCAUGUUGACUCUUGAGUCAUAGUAUAGCUUAUUGAUCAUCCAUGUUGACCCUUGAGUCAUAGUAUAGCUUAUUGAUCAUCCAUGUUGACUCUUGAGUCAUAGUAUAGCUUAUUGAUCAUUCAUGUUGACUCUUGAGUCAUAGUAUAGCUUAUUGAUCAUCCAUGUUGACUCUUGAGUCAUAGUAUAGCUUAUUGAUCAUCCAUGUUGACUCUUGGGUCAUAGUAUAGCUUAUUGAUCAUCCAUGUUGACUCUUGAGUCAUAGUAUAGCUUAUUGAUCAUUCAUGUUGACUCUUGAGUCAUAGUAUAGCUUAUUGAUCAUCCAUGUUGACUCUUGAGUCAUAGUAUAGCUUAUUGAUCAUCCAUGUUGACUCUUGAGUCAUAGUAUAGCUUAUUGAUCAUUCAUGUUGACUCUUGAGUCAUAGUAUAGCUUAUUGAUCAUCCAUGUUGACUCUUGAGUCAUAGUAUAGCUUAUUGAUCAUCCAUGUUGACUCUUGAGUCAUAGUAUAGCUUAUUGACCAUCCAUGUUGACUCUUGAGUCAUAGUAUAGCUUAUUGAUCAUCCAUGUUGACUCUUGAGUCAUAGUAUAGCUUAUUGAUCAUCCAUGUUGACUCUUGAGUCAUAGUAUAGCUUAUUGAUCAUCCAUGUUGACUCUUGAGUCAUAGUAUAGCUUAUUGAUCAUCCAUGUUGACUCUUGAGUCAUAGUAUAGCUUAUUGAUCAUCCAUGUUGACUCUUGAGUCAUAGUAUAGCUUAUUGAUCAUCCAUGUUGAUAGUUUCCUCAGCUUCACCAUGAUUGUUUCUGAAGAGAGCAUCACCAUCAAGUAAAAUAAGCAGCAUCUAUGUAAAAAUAGUAACAAUUUUAAAAGUGAAUGUGCUGCAGAGCUAAAAAUGGCUGCUGUUAUAGUUUGUCAGCAAAGCUCACACUUUCAAAAAGAAAACAAAAACAAAAAACACUGCCUUUAAAAAAAAAGCAUUUCUAUUGUUGUGUUCUUUGAAUUCAAUCAUUUUAAAGAAAUAUCCGGCAAAAUUAUUAAUUAAAACAAAUUAUAACACUAGUGGUUUGUAAGUGAUCUAGUUUUCUACUUUUUGUACUGAAUCUGUGUUUGUGGUAUUUAUAUAACCAGUUGUAGUUUUGAUUUAUUAUUAAUGAUAUGUGGAGAGAAAAACCUUUUGUCAUCAACAAAAUCUUGAGAGAAUUUUCCUGGGAAAAGUGAAACAAGAAAGAAAGCUGUAAGGCUGAAAACUUAACUGGCAGUAUUUAUAGUUGAUAUUUCCUCUGUAUUUUUAUAGAGUUAUUGUGUAGUACUAUUUUGUAUGUAAUUUGAGGGAUUUUUAACACAGAAAGUGUCCGAUAGAACCGUAUUUGAUGGUAUCGAACUUUUCAUGCAUGAGCAGUUUAUAAAGCAUUUAAAAAACCAGUUGUGUUUAAUACUGAUUCACACAUGUGUGGGAUGACUUCACAUACUUACUACAUUCACAGGAUCUCAUUUUGUUGUUAGCUUUAAAUUGUUGGAAUGGGUCAAUCACAUCCAAAGAUCAAAACAAAUAAAUAAACAAAGCAACUAACUGUAAACUGUGUUUUAGAGAAGGUAAAUGUCAGAUAGAGAGGCAGUAGACUUGGAACUAUUUCGUUGUGUUGCCUCUUUUGUGGAUACAUGUAGGUAGUCCUUAAUUGACUCAAUGGACAACUGGAAUUGAGUAUUUCAUAGUGUGUAUUUAAUGUGAACAAACCAAGCAAGCAGCGCACAGUAUGCGUUGACAAGCAUAGUGGCUUCAUAGUGAUUUUCUGUUGAUGUUGAAGAAGCCACACUUGACCAAGUACACUGGGCGUGGUUGCUUGGUUUGGUUACAUUUUAUACCAACUGUCAUCAUGGUGAAAUCCUUGUGCGCCCAGCGUACCGGUGAUGCUUAGUGGCUACAUUUUGUUCAUUUUUUUAAUUGUACCCACUAAGAGUGAUGUGACUUUGGUCAUCACAUGGCUAAUGACAACACAGUUGAAAGCCAGCCAUCUUUACAAACAAUGAUACGUGAUUGUUUUUAAUGCACCACUAUGUGGUUUAAAAAAAAAUACCUUUUGUGGCAUGCAGUAGUUGUAUCAAUACAUGAUUAGUUGGUGAGCCACUUUGCUGCGUACCAAGACUAUGCGCGGCCCAGGUCCAGAACCAAACUUGCCGGUACAGAUUGCAACUAUCGAGAUUUAACCAGUCAAAGCGUUUGGUGCCUUGAGACAAAACCAAAUAAACACUGUCUGUAGGAUUCCUUAUAGAUGCUUCUCAUUUCAUCUUAACCUUCUUCAUGUGUCACUUUAUUACUCUUGUAAGACAGUGUGAUUUCAUCCCAUAGUAACCUUUGUAAAAUAUAAUUUAACCAUUUAAGUUUAAACAAAAUCAGUCAACAUGUGUAAUCAAUUUUUUUUUUUUUUUUAACAAGGUGCUCUAGAAUCUAUUAUGCUUUCAUUAGGGAAACUGAUCUGGUGCUAUUUAGCAAAUUGUGAUUCAUUUAUUCAAGUGUGUUAAAACAUUAUUGUGUAUUGUAGAUCAAGUAAAACAUAUUUAAGCUCUGGCCCUUAUUAAGCAGGUCUGACCUGAUCAGAAGAAACCACAGUUCAUGGAUGAAGAUGAAGACUUAUUUUGAAUGAAAUUUGUAUUUUAUAAACUCUUUGUUUAGCUCGGAGCUGAUUUUUGUAUUGCCCUUUACAAAAUUUGUAUUUGUGAAGCCACAACAUUUGAUCGCAGAGUUACUUUAUUAUUUUAGCUCAUAAUAAAUCAUGAAUAAAAUUCAUCCAAGAGUUGACAUUAUUUGUCAAACUACCAAUGUUGUUCCUUCCCUUUUACCACUAGGCUUCAUAAUCAUGUUUGAUUAAUUUCUGGUCUUUUUUGCCAGUUUCAGGGACUUUUAUGUGAGACAUUGUUAUGCAUUUCAAUACCCUUUUGAACAAUUACCAAGUUUGUUUUGUUACCAUGGUAAUCUUAGCUGAACCAAUCAUGGAGUUUGCUUCCAUUGCAUCAUCCCACACACCUUUUGUACAAACUUCUUUUCAGUUUUUUUAACAACUUGUAAGAUUUGGCAAUGUUUGUGUGUCUUUUUUAUAUUUAUAUGGUGCAGGGGGUUAAUAUGCUGUGGUUUUUAUAAAACUUUGUAAAGAUUAGUUUUCCAUGUGUACAAGAAACACCCGUAGUGGUUCAUAAAAGCCCAAAGUAAAUUAAAAGUGUUUUAUUGGACUGUAGUUUGUUUUUGUAUGUAUGGCUGCUUUAUAUCACCCUAUUAUAAUAGUAAGCUCAUUUCACACUGCAGAGCUAAUUCCCAGGGAAUAAAACCCCAGGAAAAGACUGGGGUCCGGUUGGCGUUGUGGUAUCUUUCCUAACAAUCCACCUGUAGGACCACUGUUGGAUCCGGCUGGUGGCACUGUGUGGACUGGGUUUUCAGUCCCUACCUGAUUGUGGGUUUGGCCCUGGAAUAAAUAGUCUUCUCUCCCUGGGGCUCUUGGCUGAUAUAUUUAUUAAGUUUGCUUUUCUGAGAAACCAAUACUUUCAUGUUCAUUUUACACUCAGAAUGCUCUCCCCGUGAUUAUUUCGCUUAACCCUCAUCCAAGCAGAGGUAACUGUUGACACCUAACGUAAUACCACUGGGAGUUUCCUAGAGUUACCAAUAUCCAAGCUUUAACUUAGGUCAUCCAAAGUUGCUUUCCAGUGACAUUAUUGUCUGAUGUGAAAGUGUGUUAAAACCAAAGGUCCACACAAAAAGCAGCUCCUCAUUUCUUAGGGCAGCCAAGUUCAAAACUAGCUUAGCAAUGUUAUGAGUUAGUAAGUAGAAAGAACAAGUCACCAGCCAAAAUGCCCGUAAGUAAAAAUUGCUCGUCCCCUGGUGCCCUGAUGUUAUUUGCUAAGACAAAGCAUUGUUUACAGCAUAUCUACAAAAUCAGACCCAAUCUUGUGAACAAACGGCAGCGGGAAAAACAACCAAAUUACACUUGUAAUAGAACCUUUUUCAUGUGUGGCUGCAAUUCAUGCCAGUUGCUUGUAUGACUCCAAUACCGUGUAGGUCUAUUUUAAGUAGCAUAUCGACUAGAUAAUUAUUAAUAUUUGUUAAUAUAUUGAGGAUUUUGAUGAAGCAUUCUGUUUUGUUUGUUAAUUAUUUACUAGAAUUUUGUAAACUCAAUUUUAAUUCUAGAUUAGUGCAUGUAGGCGAAUUUCGUGAUUCAAUAACAGUAACCCGUCAUGACAGACGUCUGUGUCUCAAACUUAACACUCAGCCCCUUUCAUUUGUCAAUUUUUUUUUUAAAAUGCCGACGAGAAAUUUCAUUUUAAGUGCUUUAUUAUUAACAUAUAAAAAAAAAAAACUAAAGUUAAAUACUUAAUAAAAGAUGUUCAGCCCCACU